Gadus macrocephalus (Pacific cod) is the source of this 4838-nucleotide messenger RNA. RefSeq names its product serine/arginine repetitive matrix protein 1. The transcript has 8 exons. The record is from RefSeq and is a predicted model, not a curated record. NCBI's taxonomy places the organism in Eukaryota, Metazoa, Chordata, Actinopteri, Gadiformes, Gadidae. Bases 576 to 3419 code for a protein of 947 amino acids.
UAUAACUCUACCGGUAUCAGUGCGCCAAACAAAAUGCUAGUGAUCUACUUUUCCACAACGCCCCGGUCAAUAUUCUGUUCUGUACUCCAGCCUCCAUCCGGUUCAAUGCGAGACCUGUUACAUCAGGCGUGAUGUGACAAAUCAGGCCAACAAGGCAAUCAGGAUAUAUGUGCAUCUCUUGCAUCCCAUCCCAGUUAUCUGCUGGCAGACACUGGGAGAGAGACAGUCACUUUCAGCAUGAAGGCAUCCCCUGCGUCACAGUGUGAUUGAAAGAUAAGAUUGAAAGAUAGAUAGAUAGAUCGGGGAUAUAGGUGCCUUAUUUUAUAAUAGGCCAUCAAACAUGGAAUUCCUGAUUAUAGAGUGACUGCAACUUUUCUGAUUUGGAUUAUCUCUGGGGCUUAUGGACACAGACUGGGUCGAAACCAACAGGGCAUACCAUCGGAUCCCAGAGCCAGGGGAGACCCAGAGGGAGGGGCCGCCCGGGGCCUGGUGGAUCAGCAUCUUCGGUCCAUCACUGUACCCUCAACCAGACCUGGCUGCCCUUGCUGGACAGCCUGCCACUCUUCAAGAGGCAGAUGAUGGAGAAGUACUUCACACCUGUGUACCGCCCACCAACUCAGGAAGAGAUGAGGAAGCCCAAGAACCAUCAUCACUACCCCAAUGACCAGCCACAACACCACCCUCAUGCUCACGCUCACCAGGCCUAUCACAGCCCAGAUGACCAGCCACAUCACCACCCUCGACCAGACCAUGAAUCACUCGGCUAUGCAAACUUAGUUGGAACCGAUGAAAACACAGAUGACAGCCAGGCACACCACCAGAACCAGCACCGCCGCCCUCGGCACGCAGGGCAUCUCCACGAGAACCUCCCCCAUGACUACCAUCAGCCUCCACAUCCGCUCUAUCAGCCUCACGCAUCUCAUGAGAGCGAGAUCCAAAACCCGCAGCUCACGAGGGUCACCCUGUCCCGAGCCUCGUCCUCCUCCCUCUCGUCCUCGUCCUCCUCUUCCUCCUUGUUCUCGUCCUACUCCUGGAAGACGGAGCCCAGCGAGCCCCUGUCCAACCGCCCCCCUCAGCGGCCGCAUCACUCCCUCUCCUGCUCCAACAUCCUGGAGGUCCGCACCGGGUUCCGGCAGGACGGCGGCAGCGAGCCCCUCGUCUUCGCCACCGUAACCCGCGGUGCGCCUGAGGCCCCUCCCCACGACUGCGCAGCGGGCCACUCACGGCGGAACGAACGUGCCCGCGGCUCCCUGCCGGACCAGAGCCACAGUGACGAGGGCCUCCUGCAGACCAGUGAGGACGAGGUGGAGGCAGGCCGACGGCGGCGUGUGGCCCCCCCGCUCCACGGAGCGCUCUACAAGACCGCCAGCUUAGGGCGCAGCCUGGCCUUCAGCGAGGAGAACCUGGUACUGGGAGCGUCAGGGAGGCCCCGCAGGGCAGGGUUCACCAACCAAAUCCCUAGCAAAGGGAUCCUCAAGAACCGGGAACCUCACCCGGACAUCCGCAAAGCGAGGUCUAUGGAGGUUCUGUCCCCCCGGGUGGCCAACGGACAGGGCAAAGGUAGAGACAAAGGGAAGGGCGCUGGGCCGGCCGACAUUCAGACAGCCAGGGAGAGCUUUGUGAAGGGGAAGAUGCAGUUCUCCGCCUUCCUGGACGAGAUCACGAAACAGGUCAUCAGUCCGUCCAACCUUAACAGUUUAGGGGUCAACCAAGGUAAAGCCCCAGGGGAGACCACGGGCCCCGCUCCCGGGGCGAGGGGCCCUGGGGCGGCCAAGCCUCAGCUUCCCGUCAAGAAGCACAGAGAGAGCUCUGGAGAGGAGAGAGAACAGCAUCACAAACCGCCAGCCACACAGGACAGAAGGGAGCCUCGCGGAAACUUUCCGUCGCAUCAUUCCCCAUACCCCGACCAGCCCAAUCCCGACAAGCUGAGCUCGUACGCGGCCAGGCGGCACAGAGGCAGCCCCCCUCUGCAUCACCAUCCCCAAACCUCCAGCCCCCAUCCCCCCCAAGGUUGCACCCAUAAGGAAGGGAGGGCCCCAGGGAUUGCGGGCCACAAAGCAAGGGAAAGCGACAUCCGAUGUGGUUCUCAUUUAACCGAUGGAACCAUCAGCCCGGAGCCUAUCCCGCCCAAACAACGAAACCACCGCAAGCCCCGGAACACAGCCGCCCACAGUCCACCCCCACCACCCCUUCCACCCCACAUUCAGCCCCGCCACGGGUACACAAGCCCUGGGCAUCAAGAGGAAGGACCAGGAGCCAUCCAGACCCAGGGUUCACCGCUGGACCAUGAAUCAGAGCCUGGUUCCUGUAGGUCAGACUCUUCUCGAACCAGGGAGUCCACGAGUCAGAACAGCCAAAACUCGGACCAGAGUGUCCGACAUCGGUCUCACGCAGCACGCAGAGGACACACUGAUCCACAUCAUAAGCCCUCCCCCACAGCCCCCACAGUCAUUCAGGGCCUCGGCUACGACCUACGACUGCAUCAUGUCUCACUUGGUGGUUCGGACCAAUUCCAGGCCCUGCUGGAUGAGAACACGGACCUCCAUCAGAACCUGCUGCAGACGGUGGUCUUCAUCGAGAGCCUGCAGGCCGAGCUAACCAGGAGCAGGGAGGAGCUGAGCCAUGUCAAGGACAAGUACAGAAGUCUUGUGGAGACACACACAGGGACCAAGCAGACCAACACCCGGCCAGGGGAGCACCUGCACAUCACGUCUGAGAGUCUGAGCAGUGAGAGAAAGUACCUGAUCAACCGCAUUGCCGAGCUGAGCUCCGAGCUAGAGGAGGCCCAAAGGACCAUCGCUGCUCUGGAGACCAUCAAUGUGCCCUGUCUGAUCAAGGAGCUGCUGGAGAAGCACUUUGACUCUGCAGAGGCAGUCCAACAGUUCCUGAAAACAGCCACCACAGCCAACCACCCCAAUACCCCUUCUCUGCCGGACCUUAGCCAAUCCGGGGCUUCCAAUGUGGUGGAGGCGCCCUAUGAUUGGCUGACGGAGCCAGAGGCGGAUCCAGGCAGGGUGACAGCCUUCAUGCCUUGGAAACAGGAGGCAUCAGCUCUGACGGCGUCAGCUGUGCCAGCGUCUGCUGACGACUCUGGUGGUCACUGUAUGAGCCAGAGCCAGCCGUUCUCCAUCGCCGACAUAAGCGCCGCCAUCUAUAAGAAGAUCGCCUCCGAAAUUGCUGCCAAUCACAUGUCUCCCCCACCAAAGUCCCUGCACGGCUGUCCCAAGGGGACGAACCACACCGGGCCAGCGGGCCCCCGUGCCCAUGUGCGGCAGGUCCUGGAGACAGCUGAGCCGGGGCCCGGAGAAGUGACCUAUCUGUCAGCCCAACAGGUCCUGGAUGAGUUCAUCAACCAGCUGCAUCCCCAAAACAAGGCCAGUGACGGCAAGCCAUCACAUAUGUCGACCUCCUAUGAGUAGGAUUAGGGAGGAGGUGGGAGGAGGCGUGACAGCAGGGACACUGUUGGUUGCACUAAGUUAGGGGAACCUUCCAAUCAAACCACAAGGAUACAGCAACCGCAUCACCAACAGCAGUUCUUUCUGAUUGCAGUAUAAAAGUAACAUAAGAAAGUUACUUGGCACCCAGUGGAACAAGAGAGAGAGUUAACCUAUCGGAAUAUUGUUGUAUUACCUGGGUUUGCUGAUGGUCCUGUGGUUUGCCUUUAUAGACCAUUUUCAGAGGAGACAUCUUAGCACAAAGCACAAAGUCUGGCUCGUAUGUCCCUUACAACAAAUGGGUCUGUUACCUUUACAUGACAGGGCACACACAUUGACCAUUGCUGGUGUUUGACACACAUUAGUGAAUCCUCUGCUUACCUUCCCAAUGUUGGGGGCUUCAGCUGUGUGUGCCCUGCCUUGCCAGCUCUGUGAAAAGGGUACAUGGUCAUGGUCUGUUAUCUUCACCAGUCUAGUACACUACCCGUGGCCUGUGGUAGGCUUGCAUAAAACAGUCCUACGACCAGAUGCCUGGUGAAAAGGGUCUCUAAACUGUAAUAGUCUAUUGUCAUAUAUUAUAUGUACAGUUAAAGUAUUGUUUUUUUGUCUACAUUUAAUAUGGUUUAGUGGUUACUUUCAGUGGAAUAUUUAACAGAGCAUUAAUGAAAAAGUUAUAUAAAACAAUCUCACAUUUUGGCAAAUUAUAUUGGCAUUCAAACUAUAGAAAAUUAUGUUAAAUAUGAUUCAAUUGCGAGUUAUUUAAGUUCCUGUAUAUACUGUUUGAAUAUAGCAUAAACUUUUCAAAAAGAUUGAAAUAUGAAAAAAAGAAAAAAAUAUUUUAGGUCCUAUUUAAGUAUGUAAUGUCAGAAUAUAGAAAUAAAAUGGAAUAUCUGGAUGGUCUCAAAAGGCAAGUUCCAAUAAUAAUUGUUUCAAUUGUUCACUUUAAUGUCAAUGGCUGAUUCUACUCAGGUUUUUUAGGUAGGCCUUUGUCAUACCAAAAUAAUACUGAAUGCAUUCUCCUCCUUUUUGUGUGUUUAGGCCUGCUAAGAUAUGUGCAUGCUAGGCUUUGUGGGCAUUGUCUAGUGCUUCCCUUAUGUACACAAACAUGUCUGUAGGAUUGAUGUAGUCUACGAAUGAAUGUAGUGCUAACGUAUACAAUAAUGUUGUACUGAUAUAGUAAUCUUGAAGCGAAAAGUAAUUGUGUCCGGGUAUCCUAUUUGUACAUGCAGGGUUCAGUUUAUUAGUGUCAAAGUAAUCGUGUUAUUGAUCUUAUUUAUUCACCCUGUCCAACAGUCCCACUGUUAACAGUUUCCAUGGCAUGAUGUUGUCGAUCCAGCUCGAUGUGUCCUCUGUGAAACCGCUUCUGUGCUGAUCAAUAACAAUAAAAUAUUAAUAAUCACAACA